This is a messenger RNA of Hippoglossus stenolepis (Pacific halibut), 2762 nucleotides long. RefSeq names its product hydroxycarboxylic acid receptor 2. Gene Ontology annotation, biological process: G protein-coupled receptor signaling pathway. The coding region runs from base 335 to 1324 and encodes 329 amino acids. Gene Ontology annotation, cellular component: membrane. The record is from RefSeq and is a predicted model, not a curated record. The transcript has a single exon. NCBI's taxonomy places the organism in Eukaryota, Metazoa, Chordata, Actinopteri, Pleuronectiformes, Pleuronectidae. Gene Ontology annotation, molecular function: G protein-coupled receptor activity.
CCUCAGCCACAGGGCACUUGUUUUUCUUGUAUCCUACUCAAUACCCAUGAGUGCACCUAUUCUGCUGCAAAAUAGUUUUAUAAUGAAGGUGCACUCCCCAGACAGAUAACAUUUACAAUUGCUGCCGUGCUCCUCUGGGUCAAUAGCCCUUCCCAAUAGAUAACACACGUUGCACAGAUAGGAAUUAAAACUCAGGAAUUAAGAUGUUUGCUUGAGAAUCAUUUGUGUGAACGCAAACAUAAUUCUCUACCAAGAGGUCACCUGGUACAGCCUAUCAGUGUUGACACUAUAAAGAGCAGCAGGUGGGUGUUGUGUUUCACUGGCCGUUUCAGCAAUGAAUGUUACGCUCAAGGACAAGUGCUGCGCCUUCGAGUCUCCCACCCUGGACCGGGUUUUGCCUCCAAUUCUGAUCCUGGAGUUCAUGUUUGGACUGAUGGGGAACUUUGUCGCUCUGUGGAUGUUCAUCUUUCACAUGGACACCUGGAAGCCCAACUCUGUGUAUCUGACUCACCUGGCUGUCGCUGACUCCAUUGUGCUGUUCUGCCUGCCAUUCAGAGCAGACUACUACAGGCGUGGAAAAAACUGGCUUUAUGGCGAUGUCCUGUGUCGUAUCCUGCUCUUUCUGCUGGCAGCCAACCGUGCAGCGGGGAUCUUCUUCCUCACUGCCGUGGCAGUUGAUCGAUACUUCAAGAUCGUCCACCCAUUGAAUCAGAUCAACCGAAUGGGCCUGGGCUAUGCUCUCUGGGUCUCUCUCGGCAUCUGGUGUCUGAUAUUUCUUGCGACUGGUUACCUUCUGGCCAAUGAGCACUUUUUCUACAACAGCAACCGCACACAGUGUGAGAGUUUCAACAUCUGCCUGGGCUUCACCCCCCUCUCCACCUGGCACAAUACUUUCUAUGUCGUCCAGUUCUUCCUGCCUACUGUAAUCGUCGCCUUCUGCACAGUCAGAAUCACCUGGCAGCUGAAAAGCAGGACUGUGGACAAAAAGGGGAAAAUCAAGCGGGCUGUUCAGUUUGUGUUGGCUGUGGCGUUGAUCUUUAUUGUAUGUUUCUUUCCCAGCACUAUAUCGCGUAUUGCCGUAUGGGUCCUUAAGGUAUGGUAUGAUGAGUGCAAAUAUUUUGAGGAGGCCAACCUGGCAUUCUACACGUCGGUGUGUUUCACUUACUUCAAUAGCGUCCUCAACCCUGUGGUGUAUUAUUUCUCGAGCCCAGCCUUUAGUGGCGCCUUCAAAAUGAUCCUGAACAAACUGCUGAGACGGAGUAACAAUAUAGAUCAGACAGAUUCUUCUGAGAAUAACAUUUCCUCCAUUGAAGGGAGAAGGUAGUGAAGCCAGGUGCUGUUAUGUUCCCUUCUUACAUUGCAGGGAAUUUGAUCAGGUUUUAUUAUAGCAUAAUGCAGAUAUAAGUUAAAUAAAAUGUAGGAAUGGGUUAAGUUAUUAUAAACAAUUAAAAUUAUACAACCCCAAAGAAUUAGCUGCUUGUUGCAGUGUUUGUAAUUUUAUAACAAUCCCUUAUGAGUGUGGUUGCAGUGUGUAAGUAAGUUAAUUAUGAACCAUUCACAAUGAAUAAUCUCUAUUUGCAGAUUAGCUAUUGUUAAAUAUUUACUGCAAAUGAUUGUAAAUGUUACAUCUGUUACGUGAGCGAUCUUCUGUUGUGGUUUUUCAACAUUAAGGUAGUUAACAAAAUCCUUUACUUUGUCAGUCACUUCAACUUUAAACAGCAAAGCCUGGCUAUCUGCCAGGAAAAUAAUAUUUACAGUACAAAUCAGAUGAACAGCCAGAGGCAUGUUUAGAUUUCUUCAGUGAUAUCGGUAAACUGUUGAGGAAAACACACUCCACGGGUUGGUUUGUGAAUCAACGAGGAAAGAAAGCAUAUAUCAUUAUACAUCGUUUUGAAAUGGCAAAUGUCAGUCUGUGCACAUUUUAUUUUCCUGUCUUUGUAUCCUGACACAUUCUGCCUGGUUUUCAAUAAAUAAGUUAAACAUUAGGAAUAUGAAUAAACUUUACAGUACGUUUUUGCCAUAUUCCGUUGGUUAUGUUGUGAUGGCUGUUCGGACUAAAGAAGUUGUGUAUAUCAUUAUGCAUUUAGUAUUGUUAUUGAUUUUGCAAAGAAACAGACACAUGGCGACAGAAAGGUCUUCACAUGACUUCUUGGUCACAGACCCUUCAGCAAUACAUAACAGUGGUGAGAAAUUGAGUCAUCAAUAAAAUGAAAAGAAAUGUGCGACAGGAGCAUUUUGGCCUCUCCUGAAAGCUUAGCCAAAAAGAUCCCAGGAAGAGAUCCCAUCUUCCAAACCCACCUUUUAAUCUAUUAGGCCUACACCUACAGUGGAUGCUGUUUCUAUCAUUUUAUCUAUCUAGUCCUUUCAAUGGCUCAUUAAUUAAACCCACUAUAAUAAUGAAACUAAAAAUGUACAUUUUGAUAUAUUUGGUAUGAAGUUCUGUCCCCUAACAAACAUAAUACACGAAUCAGAGGGUUUGCUGAACCACCACCAAUAAUCCAGGACUGUCGUAACUAAAUAAAUUAAAUCAUUUGUGCAUGUUGUCAUUUUAAUUCAAAAUGUCCUUUUGUUUAUAUUCUUCCCGUGUUACUCAACAAAGGAAUUGUUUGGACAAAGGAGAUGUAUACUUGAAAUGUUCCAACUUUGUAACAUUCUUUUUUGUGACUGAGUCAGUCUGCUGACACAUCGUACUAUAUGAGCUUUGGAUCAACUUUGUAAUUGAGGGUUUUAAUUUAGUGUAAAUAAAUAAAUCCAAUAAGAUA